This is a messenger RNA of Apis cerana (Asiatic honeybee), 1469 nucleotides long. RefSeq names its product succinate--hydroxymethylglutarate CoA-transferase. NCBI's taxonomy places the organism in Eukaryota, Metazoa, Arthropoda, Insecta, Hymenoptera, Apidae. Gene Ontology annotation, molecular function: succinate-hydroxymethylglutarate CoA-transferase activity. The record is from RefSeq and is a predicted model, not a curated record. Gene Ontology annotation, cellular component: mitochondrion.
AUGUACACAUUAUUUGUUUCAAAAUGGAUAAGAAUAAAACAUUUACUAAAUAUAUAUACUACAAAAAAUCGAAGAUAUAUAUGUACAAAUAUCAAAGAUGAUAAAUCACCUUUAUCCGGAAUUCGUGUUUUGGAUUUGACUCGAAUUAUUGCCGGACCUUAUUGUACCAUGAUUCUUGGAGAUCUUGGUGCUGAGAUCUUAAAAAUUGAAAAACCAGAUAGUGGGGAUGAAGCACGAAAAUGGGGUCCACCAUUUAUACAAGGAACUGAAGAAGCAACUUAUUUUCUUAGUGUUAAUAGAAAUAAAAAAAGCAUAUGUAUUGAUUUAAAAAAAGGCAAAGAUAUAAUUUAUGAGUUAGCAAAAAAAUCUGAUGUAUUAGUAGAAAAUUAUAUACCAGGAAAAUUGAAAAAAAUGGGUUUAGGAUAUGAAGAUAUUUCCAAAGUAGCACCUCAUCUAAUAUAUUGUUCUUUGACUGGUUAUGGAUAUAAAGGACCUUAUGCAAAUAGACCAGGAUAUGAUGUGAUUGCUGCUUCUAUAGGAGGUUUGUUACAUAUAACAGGUUCAAAAAAUGGUCCACCAUGUAAAGUUGGAAUAGCAGUAACUGAUUUAGCAACAGGUUUAUAUGCUCAUGGUGCUAUAUUAGCUGCAUUAUAUCAAAGAAUGACAACUAAGAAAGGACAAUGGAUUCAAUGUAAUUUAUUGGCAACACAAGUUGCUAGUUUAAUAAAUAUAGGAUCAAAUUAUUUAAAUGCUAAUAAAGAAGCAGUACGUUGGGGUUCAGAACAUGAAAGUAUUGUACCUUAUGAAGCUUUUCAUACAAAAGAUGGUUAUAUGACUGUAGGAACUGGAAGUGAUACACAAUUUUUAGAUUUGCUUAAAAGAAUGCAUUUAACAGAAUUAUCUAAAGUAGAUAAAUACAAAAAUAAUAAGACUAGAGUGGAAAAUAGAGAUGAAUUAUUAUCUAUUCUCAGAAAAAUAUUUGAAACAAAAACUAAUAAAGAAUGGGAAAUUAUUUUUGAAGGUGCUUCAUUCCCAUAUGGACCAAUAAAUACAAUAAAACAGGUUUUUGAAGAUCCUCAUAUAAACUAUAUGAAAAUGGUACAAGAAAUGGAGCAUUCUACAGGAAAAAAAAUUAAAGUUAUUGGUCCUGCUGUAACUUAUAGUUAUUCUACAAAUAAAGUUCGAUUUGCACCUCCUGUAAUGGGUCAACAUACUACAGAAAUAUUAAAAAAUAUUUUAAACUAUACUGAUGAUAAAAUAGAAACUUUAAAGAAAGUCAAGAUUGUGCAAUAAAAAAGUGGAUAUUAUUUAAAGAAAAUAUAAAAAAAAGUUUUAAUUCUAAUAUUUAAUAUAAUAAUUUAAUAAUUUGAAUUUUUAAAUAUAAACUUUAAUAAUAUUAUUAUAUAUUUUUAAUGUAACUAUAUAUUAAUUUUUUAAUAUAAACAAAUAUAUCCAUUUAAAACAAGUAA